Messenger RNA from Rhincodon typus (whale shark), 740 nucleotides. RefSeq names its product heat shock protein 30-like. Gene Ontology annotation, molecular function: protein folding chaperone. Gene Ontology annotation, biological process: protein refolding; response to heat. The record is from RefSeq and is a predicted model, not a curated record. The annotation marks the transcript as partial. NCBI's taxonomy places the organism in Eukaryota, Metazoa, Chordata, Chondrichthyes, Orectolobiformes, Rhincodontidae. The transcript has a single exon.
AAACAGGUGGAAGAAGCGAGAAAGAGCAUGAACUUCAUGAAUCGAGUCCUUGAGGAGCUGACAGCAGAAUUUUUUGAGAGAAUACCAGGAACUCAGGAUAACAAAUCUGAUAGUAACGGAGAAGGUAAAGGACAUUCCGAAAAGAAGGAUGGAGAUGGGUUUUCUGUGUCCCUGAAUGUGCAGCACUUCUCCCCAGAAGAACUGAGGGUGAAAGUAUUUGGAAGAAAAGUUCUGGUGUCUGGAAAACACGAGAAGAAAUGUGAUGAUGGCAGUGGCUCUUACAGCUACAAAUAUGAAGAGUUCAGGAGAGAAUUCCAGCUGCCAGAGGAUGUUGAUGCUGAAGCUCUUCGAUGCUGUUUGUCACAGGAUGGUCGGUUAAAGGUUCAAGCCCCAAGCCUGGCAUUGCCAGCUGUGAAUGAACGGACCGUCCCCAUCAACAUCACCUCAGACACAACAACCACUCCCCGGCUCAUUCCUGACCAAGAGGCAAAGGUACAGGAGAGCGGGAAGGAUGUGGGGAACAAGAAAGCUGGAGAACAUAUGGACAGCUAAGACUUUGUUUAAAUGAACGUUUGAAGAUAUAAGAUUUGUUGAAAAGCAGCAGUGAAUUUCUGUCAAUGUGUGAUGAUAAUAAAAGUUUUGUUGAAUUAAUUGGAAACCUGUACUAGGGUAUUUUGAGCAUUCAUGUGGAUUAUUUAUAUAAGUAUGUCUAUUGGAUCAAUAAAUACUUUGAAAGUUAA